Messenger RNA from Etheostoma spectabile (orangethroat darter), 3571 nucleotides. RefSeq names its product E2F transcription factor 1 (gene e2f1). Gene Ontology annotation, biological process: regulation of transcription by RNA polymerase II. Lineage: Eukaryota; Metazoa; Chordata; Actinopteri; Perciformes; Percidae. The transcript has 7 exons. The record is from RefSeq and is a predicted model, not a curated record. Gene Ontology annotation, molecular function: DNA-binding transcription factor activity, RNA polymerase II-specific; protein dimerization activity; RNA polymerase II cis-regulatory region sequence-specific DNA binding. Gene Ontology annotation, cellular component: Rb-E2F complex. The coding region runs from base 1138 to 2502 and encodes 454 amino acids.
AGCUGGGACAAUAACAACAAUAAUAGCCGAUUACUGGGUCGGACGGGGUCGCAGGGAGCUUUUAUAAAUGGACCGCGCCCGGUGUGAGCAACUGACGGACCAGCAACUACUGUUUUAAAGGAUUCGCGUGAUUUUACCGGUUUAUUUUCUUAUAUUUUCAGUUUUGUCGGAGUGCUUCCUGCGUGCCCCAACACAACGAAGGGGUUGAAGAAUUGCGGCUAAUAACUCAGCUAGCAUGCUAAUCUGCCCUAUAUAUAUAUAUAUUUUUUUACAUGCAACUAUAUCGGUUUAUACUCCGCUGAACUAACUGUCGCUGUAUUACAUGUACUCUCAAAAAUGCUUUUAAGUUUUGGUCAUGUAUUUUGCAUUAUGGAUAUUUUAUUUCGAUAGCUCACUCCUGGAAAUGCUGCUAUAAAGUUGUAAUAGCCAUUUAACUGAGCCCAGUCUCAGGUGUAAAUAGAAAUAAUAUUGUUUUAUACACUUAAACAGCUAGUUUCUCGGCUGCACCGGGUUGUUUGUUAACUUGUGUCUGUCUUUGUUGUCAGGACAUAUGCUAGCUCGUUAGCAGUGUUGGUAGUUGUGUUAAGGGCAGUGUGACCAGGCCUCGCGGCUGUACUGUACUACUAGGAGAGAUGAAAACAAAAGAUUAGCUUGCUCCCUUGCUAGCUCGCUAACCAACAGCGUUAAUUGCUACCACGGCCAAUUUGCGACUCUUCUUUGAUAAUAUAUCAGCGGCUGAGGCUCAAGGCGCAGAGUUGGUAUGCGUUAACAUUGUUUUCUCUGCCAAAUUUGCCGUUUGGCAGAACAGCCUGUCUUGCAGUUUCUCCACCAGCCUAAAAAAAUGUCUCAGCAGUUAGCUAACAAUAGGUUAUCAUGUAUGUUUAAGUAAUGUCGUUCGUUAUAAUGCAUUUGUAGUAGUUUGUUUAUAAGCAGUAAGAUGGACGAUAGAGAAAGGGGAACUUUUUAAAGAGAUGUUCAAGCUGCCUAUGAACACCCACAAGCAAACUUUUAGAAGGUUUCGUUAUUGUUCAUUAAAUUACAGAGUACAUCAUAUCCAAGUGGGUGUUGAUACUCAAACUGCAACAUCUUAGUUUGCGACCCCUAAAGUCCAGGGAAGGGGUACUCAGUGACACUGCAAUGUCAGAGACUCUGAUAACAGGGCAGACAUCGGAGGAUCUGUUGGCUGACUUUGAGACUUUGCUGAACUCCGGGACUAUUGACCUGGGUGGGGACCAUCAGAUAGUGAUCAUCACCAGUCCCAGCAAUGAGGGACUCCACCCGGCCGAGGUCCCCACCAGCACAGGGGAAAUCCUGCUGUUUGCCACGCCACAGGGCCCUGUUGAUGUGGCGGUCCAGGACAAGAGACGACCUGCUCUGGGAAGACCUCCGGUAAAGAGAAAGUUGGACCUGGAUAGUGACCAUCAGUAUGUCAGCACCACUCGACCGUCCAUAGGCCAAGCACCACCCUCCACACCUGCCCCUCCCAGAGUUCCUCGAACCACGACGGAGAAGUCACGGUAUGACACUUCCUUGAACCUGACCACCAAGCGCUUUCUGGACCUGUUGUCCCAGUCGGCUGACGGCGUGGUGGAUCUGAACUGGGCUUCGCAGGUCCUGGAUGUCCAGAAGAGACGCAUCUACGACAUAACCAACGUCCUGGAGGGAAUCCAGCUCAUCUCCAAGAAGUCCAAGAAUAACAUCCAAUGGCUUGGUAACCGAGUAGAUGCGGCAUUGGUUUCCCGCCAUAAGGAGUUGCAGAGAGAGGUGUGUGACCUCACAGAGGCGGAGGAGCAGCUGGACGAGCUCCUUUCCAAAUGCAACCUACAGCUCAGACUGCUUACAGAGGACCCACAGAACAAGAAGUUGGGCUAUGUGCGCUGCCAGGACUUAAGAAAUUCAUUUGAUUCCCCGGACCAGCUGGUCAUGGUGAUCCAAGCUCCACCAGAGACCCAGAUGCAAGUUUCAGAACCCAGCCAGGGUUACCAGGUGUCGUUGAAGAGCACACGGGGUCCAAUUGACGUCUUCCUCUGUCCAGAGGACAGCUCCGGCGUCUGCAGCCCCGUGACAGGAAGUAGUCCCUCUAAACCCAUUGCUGACCCCUCCUUGGUGCUGCCUCCCACAAAACCCACAGACCAAUCACAAGCCAGAACAUCCACAACAGUCCUGGAAGGGGGUUUAUCAUCGCCAGUGUCCACAUCAUCCACAGUGACAGCAACCUCCCAGCAGGACCCCUCAUCACUGGUGUUAGGUGGGGACACAGAAUCGCUCCUGGGAGGCGACCCAUUCUCCAACCUCGGAGACAUGCCCGAUUUUGACCUCUCGCCCCUCUCUUCAGCGGACUUCCUGAGCGGAGAAGGCCUUCCUCUCCCAUUGGACGGUUUUAUCAAUCUGUCACCCCCCCACAGUCAUGACUACCACUUUGGACUGGAGGACCAUGAAGGGAUCAGUGAACUGUUUGAUUGUGACUUCGGUGACCUGUCGCAUGUUUUGGGGGACAGUUAGAUGAAGACGACGAGGGGAGACAAGAAGCAUGUGUGGGAGUGUAGAUUUCUUCUGUUCUCGGGGGCUUCUAAAAGAAGAAUCAACAUUUUAUGGGCAAAAAAACAAUUUUUGUGUUUUACUUGUGCAGUGUGGGAAAAUGUUUUGUGUAGUAAUUGCCUGUGAUGCUCAAAAUGCCACCCAACUACAACAUCUCAGUCCCCAAAAUUGUACAGCACAUGAUUAGCACUUCUCUUUGGCCAUUUCAGUUUUAGAUCCAGGCUUUAGCUAUAGUAUAGCUAUUUAAAUUAUUUAUAUGAAUGUUGAUAUUUUGUAUGAAGUGCAUUUUUUUGUUAUUGAUAAUGUUUUAUCCAAGUGGAUUGUGCAGGUGUUUGUGUGUAGAGUAUUGACUCAUGGGGCUGGUUUCCUUAACACUGAUUAGCUUACAUGCUACUAAUUCAUAAUGCUGGUUUUUAGAGUCCUCCGUCUGCAGUUUUUUCUCCAAACUGCUGUGCUGCGUCAAUAAAACCGGCAUUAUGAGGUGUGUAGAUUCAGUGCUGAGCUGUCCAAAAGCGUCUCGGAGCUGCGGCGCAGUUUCACACUUCGAAUAGUUUUUUUCCACAAUGGCGGAGGUCAUUAUAAGCACAAAGUAAAGGCUUCUUCAUUAAUAAUUUCUUUUAUCUAAAACAGGGGGGUCCUAACAGAAUGGUUUCUCUAAUGUCUCUGUGUCUACAGUUACACUCAAGGUAUCUUUGCCCCAACUUAAUGACUAGAUUUGUAGAUUUGCACAGGUUUUACAGUCUGACAGUGGAUCAACAAGGAUUUGUAAUAAAUAGCCAAUUAGCCAUUUUUAAUUGCCCUCAAAACCCACUGACCAACAGAUGGGCUGUCUUUACAUGGCUGUAAAUAUUGAUGUGAAAAAUGAAAACAAACAAGAACUUAGAUGCUUUUGGGGAGCUUGACUCUCAUCUCUCUUCAAAUACAUGGUAGCAUAAAGGGUUACCAUGAAAUUUUGAAUUUUCAAACUGUUCUUUGAAAGACACUUUCAAAAGUAGAGACUUCACGGUGUGACCAAUAAUGUGGGUUUGAAGGA